AUGCCGCGGAUUGACUUUACAUUCUUACCAUCGAUCAGGGGGCAGUACAACUUGGCAAAGAAGAACUCCCGUCUCGUGCAAAUCGUCCUCCUCGACAAGACAAGCCUCGACUGGCCAUUAGAUGGGAAACCAACUGGCCUGGACUGCAUCCAGUACAUCCAGGCGAAACUAAACUUCACGGAAACAAAAUAUUUCGGGCUGAAAGUCGUACCAAGAUCGACGAAAAACGAACACAAAAGUCCCCGAUGGAUCGACUUGAACAAACCUCUCAAAAGACAGCUCUCAAAUGCUGGAACGAAUGUCCUUUACCUGCGAUUUAUGUUUUACGUCGCGAGUCCGUUAAUUUUCGAGGAGGAGCAGACCAGAUACUUUUACUUUCUGCAGAUUCGAAACGAUGUUUUCGAUGACAAUCUUAUUUUGGACAAAAAUACUAGCGUAACCUUAGCCGCAUAUUCCCUGCAAGCCGAAGAAGGCGACUACGAUCCGGAAAAACACACCGUGGAUUUCUUACGUCACUUUUACCUCUUUCCCAAUUCCAUGGCGAACGACGAAAUCUAUCUGAUCGAAAAGGCUAUUGAUGCAUACAAACAACUGACGGGAACUUUCAAGGGCGAUGCUGAAAUGCUCUAUCUUCAAAUUUGCGAAGGACUGGAAGGAUACGCCGAGGAACAUACUCCAGUUCAAGAUGCCUCUGGAAAGCGAAUCUCCAUCGGAUCGAGCUUCGAAGGCGUCAUAGAAAAGUCAGACGUGGAAAGAACCUUCAAAUGGGAAACCGUCAAAAAAGUCGAUUUUCGCGGCUCAACUCUUGCCCUAAGAUUGGUCAACGAACCCUCCCCGCUGCAGUACUUUCUGGACGAUUCUGACUUCACAAAAUACACGGCGAAACUCUUUCACGCUAGAAUCGGCUUCUACAACGAAAAUCCCGAAGCGACGAAACCAAUUCAAGGCGAUCGACAACUGAAGAGCGAGUAUCAACUAGAACGUCGACCAACAUUGAGGAAAAAUCAACAAGUUCAUUUGAGAGACCAAGCUGUAGACAACGAACAAGUCCAAAACUCUGUUGGCAACUCUUUGGCAAGUCUCAAUUCUGUUCAAAGCCCUCCUACUUACGUCUCUCCGCCAGACUACAAAGACGCUUGCCGCCAAAGAGCAGUUCAUAUUCAACGACCUCAAAGUCUCAGAUCGAACCAAAAUCACUACCAAACCCGGUUCGAGAAAACGCGCAAAAGACUUGGAAACAAGCAGCGACCACAAUCGAUGGUGGAUACGCAUAAUCGCUACAGAAAACAAGGACAGAUGUAUAACAGACCUCAAUACGACGAUUCUGUGGCCAUUUCUUCGCCUGAUCUCGUGACUCAAAACCUUAUGUCAACGUCCGAAAGAAACCUCCCAACGAACACCAACGGACAGUCAAGUCGACAUGCUCACAACACUGGAUUCAACUACCAUGGCUUGCAGCGCUAUUCUGAGUUUUCGACUUCGACUCCAGAACAUCUGCACAAAUUCAGCGGCUUUUCCGUCUCCCCUAACUUCGCCUCAAUCGAUGCCGGGCCAGUUUUUGUACCUAAGACUCCAACUCCAACACAGCCUGCUAAACCCCAACCACCAACGCUACCUUCAUACGAAGAAUACACAAGCUCUCAAAGAAGCCUGAAUCAAGAGGGCCUCGGCUCGCGCUCACGGCUGCAUCUCGCUGUCACACAACAAGCUCGUUAUAAUAUGUAUCCCGCUGCCGCUCAAAACGCUAGAUAUAUUUCUAAAUCAAAAAAUAGCCUCUACGAUGUCGAAGAAGCACCGCCAAUGGCAAUGGGUCUUGGAUCCUCUUAUGAAGGCCUAAGCAUGCGGGAUCAAAACCAAAACGUAGUGAACAACCUUCCUCCUCCAGACUUCCAGAGCUAUUCCCAAAUGACUCAGUCUCGCGUUCCACCGCGCAUCCAACCGAGCAUCCGCAAAGUGCCAACUUACGAAGAAUACGUCUCCCGAGCGAAACAAUGGAACCCCGAGAACAUUCUACCAGCAAAGCCAGACUUUGAACUAGGCAAAGCGAAGCCGGAACUAAUUCAUGGAAAAACAAUGUCUGUGACUUCGUCGCAAACGAUGGUCGUUGUCCCCGAUGAAGAAGGACAGCAUGAACUGGCAGUGAAGAAUGUUGUCGAUGGUGGACUAAAGACUCUUGAAGUGAAGAAAAAAACUAUUCUAACGGAGCAAAUGAUGACGAACGAGGGCAUUUACCAAGGGCCGGCAGAUGUGGCGGAAAUGGUGAAAAACUCGAAAGAAAGCUCAAAAGAGAGUUCUCCACAGAUUUCCUCACUCGACGGGGUGGAACAAAAGUUAACCUCAGAAGCGGAAUUACGCCACGAGUUCGCAUCAAUCAAAAGCGACCAGUUUGCUCAGAAAACGGCGCGAGUGUCUGUACCUUUUGAUGGAUUAGACCACCAAUUUUUGUGUCUGACAACGCCGAAAACAAAGGAUGACAUUCAUGAUUUCUGGAAGACUGUUUGGAGGGAGAAAUCGACGAUUAUUAUUCAUUUAUCUGGUGCAGUCGAUUAUGCGAAUGAGGAUAUCAUCAACGGAGAGUAUGAAAUUAGAAAUCGUAUUCAACCGAUCGAAGAUGCCUCGAUAAUCUCUCGCCAACUCAACGUCUUCCGCAAAUUCACCUCCCGCGAGUCCAAAAAACGAAAGCUCUAUUAUUUUCAAGUAGUUCCAAUCUUCGAUCAUUCUGGCCGCCCUUUUCCUACCUCAAUCCAAAGCUUCUGUGAUGUCGAUGAUGAGUUGAGCAAAAUUUUCAACCUCAAGCGCCGCAAAUACCCCGUCACGAUUGUGUCUGAUAAUGUAGAGCUGUUUUCUGGAGCGUUUGUUCUUUCCAGACUCGUCCGAUUCGGAGCCUAUUAUUCCCAAGUUCCACCGAAAGUCAAUGAGCUUCUUACAUCCAUCCGAAAAUCCAACUCCAACUAUGUUCCCUACUUCGAACAGUACGAAUUCGUCUACCGCCUUCUUGCACACUCCCUCCAAAAGUUUCGACUUAUUUAA
Oikopleura dioica is the source of this 3030-nucleotide messenger RNA. The record is from the annotation of a GenBank genome assembly. Lineage: Eukaryota; Metazoa; Chordata; Appendicularia; Copelata; Oikopleuridae.